Mesocestoides corti is the source of this 507-nucleotide messenger RNA. NCBI's taxonomy places the organism in Eukaryota, Metazoa, Platyhelminthes, Cestoda, Cyclophyllidea, Mesocestoididae. The record is from the annotation of a GenBank genome assembly.
AUGGAGGAGAACAAUGGACUGAGAGUUGCUACCUUCAGUGACUCUGACUUCCUGAAACACCUGGAACUGGCCAUCAAGUUUGGAACACCCUUCCUCUUCCAAGACGUCGACGAGUACAUCGAUCCGAUAAUCCACAAUGUCCUCGCGAAGAACAUCCAGGGCGACAAGAACUGCACAUUUGUGGUGCUCGGUGACAAGGAAGUCGACUGCGAUUGCAACUUCCGACUCUACCUCAACACGAAGCUGUCUAAUCCGAGGUACGGGCCAAGGGUGUUCGGCGAUGCGAUUGUCAUCAACUGCACCAUCACCGAGGCGGCGCUGGAAGACCAGCUGCUCGGAAUCAUCGUCAGACACGAGCAGAGCAGUUUGGAGGAGAAGAGGCAAAUGCUGGUUCACACAAUCAGCUUUGGCCAAUCCUUUUAUUACUGUGAGUAUGAUCUGAACGGAGGCGUCCUCAGUUGGUCUGCUCACGGUCACAUGCCCAAUUCUCAAGAGGGUCAGUCAUAG